AAAAUUGAUUAAAUAAUAAUUGCAAAUUGAAGAAAAAUUUUAUUUUAAAACGGUCGUAAAUCGACCGAAAAGCCCGUUUUUCGCAGAGCGGUGCCAAAUUUGCUUCUUCUCACCUUUCACACUCAUAAAACGAUUUACAGUGCAAACAUAUAGCUUACUUAUCCAAAUAUUAAUGAGCAAACAUUUUUUUGAAUAAAUUAAAUGACUUUUAUUGUUUCAAUGUUACAAAUACAUUGAAAACCUUUCGUCGUACCUGUCAAGAUUACGACAAGAGAAAUAAAGUAGAGUUUAAUGUUAUUGUAUCAGGUGUUAGAUUUACAAUGUUAGAAUUUUUUGAGUUCGAUUAGUCGUCAAAAUGUUGCCCCAAAAACUGUUGUUUUAUUCAGUGUUGCCUAUCUUGGUCCUAAUCUUCCACCCACUGUACACCCAAAACAACACUUGCAGAACAUAUUUUGACUACAUUAACAUUUUUACGGGUGAUUGUUACUACAAUCCCGACAUUGACAGUGAUUCUGUUCAAGUGAUUCAACGGUAUAUAGGAAUUCACGAAGAACACACACUUCAAACUGAUGAUGGCUACAUUUUGACACUCAUCCGAAUUCCGCGAAAAAACGCCAAAGAAGUCAUUUUACUGCAACACUCGUUUCUUGCAGAUUCGAAAAUCUGGGUGUCUCAAUUUAACGAAUCGGUGGCUUUUUUAUUUUGGAGAGCUGGUUUCGAUGUCUGGUUGAGUAACUCAAGAGGGACUUUCUACUCUCAGAAACAUGUCACAUUGAACAUAAAUAAUCCAUCAUUUUGGAAUUACAGUUUCCAUGAAUUGGGCUAUUACGACCUCUCAGCCCAAACUAAGUACAUUACAAGGGCGACACAAAGGGCCAAAAUUGUUUACUUGGGGUAUUCGAUGGGUGGUACCAUUGGGUUGGUCUAUGGUAGUACCAAGCCGGAAGAAGCGGCCCACUUGAUCAAAUUGGCGAUUCUGAUAGCGCCAUGUUCUCAUUUCAGUCCAUCGGAAAAUCUUCUCAAAUUUUUCGUCCCGCUUUAUUGCAAGAUUCAUGAGUUUUCCCGAAGUGAAGUUACGGCCAAAAUUAUGCCUUCUGUCAACUGGCAAUGGAAAAUCUACAAAGGUUUUCACUUUGUAUUUCCAUUCAAAAAAUCGCUGGCUUAUAUUAUUGGCUUGAUUCAUGGCUGGACCCCAGAUGAGUCCGAUCCGAAAUUUAGCCAUGCUCUGUUGGCUUGUAUUCGAAGUGCAGUCCCUCUAAAGCUGGUACUUCAUUACACGCAAAUUUACAAGUCCGGUGGCCAUCUCCUGAUGUAUGAUUACGGCGAUAAAAAUUUGGAACUGUACGGACAGAAAGAGCCUCCUUUGUAUCCGCUUGACAAAAUCAAAGUUCCAAUUUUUUUGAUUCACAGUCUGAAUGAUUUACUUUCAACACCAGAUGACAAUGAAUAUUUGUACAGUCUCCUCUCUGAUGAUGUAAAAAUUUAUGGAAAAUUAAAAAUUGAAGGAUUGAACCACGCCGAUUUUGCGUUUGGCCGGCACAGAAAUGAGCGAGUUUAUGAGAAAAUCCUUGAGUUGUUAAAACGAAUUGAUUAAUCCGUAAUUGUAAUUAGGUUAAUUUAUCCAAUUACCAUUAGCCAAAUUAAUGCAAGAUUUGACCUUUCUACGACUUGCUCUAAUAGAAUCACUCGUACAAAAAUAUGCGUAAUUGCUCGAAUAAUUAUAAUUAGUUAAAUAACAAGCUUUGUUUUUUGAUAAUGGGCUUGUAGGUUAAUGGCGUAAGCUAAUAAAUAAUAAUAGUGUUUUC
This is a messenger RNA of Tribolium castaneum (red flour beetle), 1805 nucleotides long. RefSeq names its product lipase member M. Gene Ontology annotation, molecular function: hydrolase activity, acting on ester bonds. The record is from RefSeq and is a predicted model, not a curated record. The transcript is spliced from 6 exons. Bases 356 to 1594 code for a protein of 412 amino acids. Lineage: Eukaryota; Metazoa; Arthropoda; Insecta; Coleoptera; Tenebrionidae.